This is a messenger RNA of Talaromyces proteolyticus, 1613 nucleotides long. Its product is annotated as monooxygenase. Lineage: Eukaryota; Fungi; Ascomycota; Eurotiomycetes; Eurotiales; Trichocomaceae. Gene Ontology annotation, molecular function: monooxygenase activity; FAD binding. The record is from RefSeq and is a predicted model, not a curated record. Bases 372 to 1613 code for a protein of 413 amino acids. Gene Ontology annotation, biological process: secondary metabolite biosynthetic process. The transcript is spliced from 4 exons.
GUCCAAGCACACGGUGACUAUAUCCCAAAUCCCGAUUCUCAAAGAAACAAAACCUGAACAAAAGCCCGCUUGAUCUGCAACUUUCUUCUCAGUUGGAAGAAUACAACAGCCUCUACCAUCUCCGCUAUUCCGAAGCCAAGUGGAUUGUGGUGUUGUGGUCACUCGAAAUCGGGAUCAUCAAGAUUUACAUGGUUUGUGUAAUGUGAUAGUCCUGAAUACAUAUAUCGAAGACCCCCAGUGGUCAGGAUUGAUAUUCGGGGUUUAUAUACUGAACUAUCACUCUGUAACUUUCCAUGCUAUUGAAGACAAUGCAAUAGGUAAGUGCUAAUAUUACCGUGCCGAGAUUCGAUACCGAGAACGAUAGCGAAGGAAUGCCUGAGAAACUCGAUAUAAUUAUUGUUGGAGCCGGCCUUGGUGGCCUCGCCGCUGCUGUCGCCCUCUGCCAGGACAAUCACCGUGUUACCGUCUUGGAGGCAUCGCAAGCUAUGGGAGAAAUAGGAGCCGGAAUCCAAGUAACGCCAAACUUCACGCGCAUUUUGCACCGGUGGGGGCUUGGCGAAGCCCUCGCCAAAGCUGGAGUCCUCCCUGAAUGGGUAACUCAACGGCGAUGGGAGAACGGCAAGUGUCUCACCAGAUUCGCACUGAAUGCAAACGACCGCAUGGAGCAGGAGUUUGGUUAUCAGUACUACUUGAUUCAUCGGAAGGAUCUGCAUCGCAUACUACUCGAGAAAGCCGUGGAAUUGGGGGCUGUUGUCAAAACCGCAAUUUCAGUACAACAGCGUGUGAUUUUGAGAGAUGGGGCCAGUCUCGCUGCGCACUUGAUAAUUGCCGCAGAUGGAAUUAAGAGCGUUUUAAACCGAUUUGUCACUGGCGCCGACUUGAAGCCGCAGCCAACUGGUGAUGCUGCGUACCGCGCACUCCUGACAAGGGAGCAAAUGCAAGACCCUGAACUGGCAUCGCUUCGGCUGGAACAAGGGCCUACAGUCUGGCUUGGUCCAAAGAGUCACGUCGUUGGCUAUUACGUAGAUGGUGGUCGCCUCUAUAAUAUGGUGAUUCUCGUGCCUCAGGAAGAGGCUGAUGAAGAAAACUGGAAAUUACAAGGAGAUGUGAAUAAGCUCCGGAUAUUUUUCAAAGGAUGGGAUACCCGGCUACAGAAGAUGAUCGGCAUGAUAGGAAGUUCUUACAUUUGGAAUUUGUAUGAUCGAGAAGCACUCGACCGAUGGCUCCAUCCCUUGGGCAACCUGGUGCUUCUGGGUGAUGCUGCUCAUCCAAUGCUACCUUAUGUCGCUCAAGGGGCGGCAAGUGCCAUUGAGGAUGCUGCUUCUCUAGCUGAAUGUCUGAAAUCUGUACCUGCUGUACAUUCAUUGCGGAUUUCCUUGACAGUAUAUGAAUCUCUAAGAAAGCCCCGGGCGUAUUCUAUGAGAGACGCAGGACGGAAAAACCAAGUGUAUUUCCAUCUUCCUGACGGACCGGAGCAAGAGAAACGGGAUUCUGAGUUAGAGUCUGGCGACGAGAGCAAGAAGACCCCAAAUCAACUUAAUGACGAGAAGAUUUUAGAUAUGAUGUAUGCCUACGAUGUAAUAGAGGAGACUCGAAAGGCGCUUUCAUUCUAA